Oenanthe melanoleuca is the source of this 3626-nucleotide messenger RNA. RefSeq names its product phospholipase A2 group XIIB (gene PLA2G12B). Gene Ontology annotation, molecular function: calcium ion binding; A2-type glycerophospholipase activity. Gene Ontology annotation, cellular component: extracellular region. Bases 273 to 878 code for a protein of 201 amino acids. The record is from RefSeq and is a predicted model, not a curated record. Lineage: Eukaryota; Metazoa; Chordata; Aves; Passeriformes; Muscicapidae. Gene Ontology annotation, biological process: triglyceride homeostasis; cholesterol homeostasis; phospholipid metabolic process. The transcript is spliced from 4 exons.
AUUUUUUUAAUUUAUUCCAUCUAUUGGAGUUGAUCAAUGUAUUACAGAUAAAUUCACAGCAGGGACGGAGCCCGUCCCAGGGGAUUGUGCAAACUCGCGUCUGUGCGAGCUGAACCCGGGCCGUACCUCGGCGCUGCACUUUGCACCCCGGCUGCGGUGACCUCCCGCCCGGGCUGCGUUUAAAGUCCAGCAGAGCGGUGCCGCUGCCUCCUGCAGCAGCAGCUCAUCCCCGCCGCUGCUGCCGCUCCGCUGCCCGGGAUCGGCACCGCAGCAUGCGGCUGCUGCUGGGGGCAGCGCUCCUGUGCCUCGCCCUGCGCCCGGGACACUGCUCCGAGGAGACGGCGCCCGACAGCGCCGGCCAGCACCCCCAGGCACAGGCAUCCUACUCCGACUGGGGCAUCGAGACCAUCCGGGACGGCUUCGAGACGGUCAACAGCUACUUCGAUUCCUUCUUGGAGCUGCUUGGGGGGAAGAACGGAGUGUGUCAGUACCGAUGUCGAUAUGGGAAGGCUCCCAUGCCACGGCCUCACUACAAACCCCAAGAACCCAAUGGCUGUAGCUCCCAUUUUCUGGGGCUCAAGGUACCUGAAAGUCUAGACUUGGGCAUCCCUGCCAUGACCAAGUGCUGUAACCAGCUGGACAUUUGCUAUGACACCUGUGGUGCCAACAAGUACCGCUGCGACGCCAAGUUCCGCUGGUGCCUGCACUCCAUCUGCUCCGACCUCAAGCGCAGCCUGGGCUUCGUCUCCAAGGUCCAAGCCUGUGAAUCCAUGGCAGACACCGUGUUCAAUGCUGUCUGGACCCUGGGCUGCCGGCCCUUCAUGAACAGCCAGAGGAGCGCCUGCAUCUGCAGCGAGGAAGAGCGGGAUGAACUGUGAGCAAGAGCAGCCGCCCCUCUCCAGCACGGCGAGUCCUGUCAGCCCUCGGGAUGAGGGACAGCAUCCAGGACAGCCUCUGGGCAGGGCAGGGCAGGGCCAGCCCAUGGACACAGGGCAGCUGCAGCUCCACAGCCCCACUGCCCCUUCCCAAGCUGGGAUCCCGUGCCAGUUCUCUCCAGGGACCGAGGAGAGGCAAGCAGGAUGCAGUGCUGGCUAUAAACAGGACUUACCUUAAAUACACACUCUUACCUCCCCCACCUGUAGCUCUCUCCUUUGCAGUGCAAGGCAUUAGGUUUCAUGGAUGUGCUAUUUACAUUUUUGCACUGAAGAGGGGUAAUUUGCUCACACCCAUCCCUGACACUUGCCAUCCUGUCAUUACACACCCAUAUUUAAACACUUGCUGGAUCCUAAACUGAUUUAAGGCAUUUCUUAAGCACGAGUUAAGGAGAAGGGCUUGAGGUGUUUGUGGUGCACGAUUGAUAUUCGGGACCAAAGCCCACCAUUUAUCAGAUGUGAAACCACAGCCCUCUUCCCCAGCCUCAGGAGAGGAAGCCACUUUUCUUUGUCAGUGUCAUCCACAUCUAUUUAAUUACUUUUCUCCUACAGCAUUGAACAAAGCUUUGCCCUUAGGAUCCCUUUUCACACAAAAUGGCUGGGUAUCCACCUCCAUCUCUCACACAAGCGAAACAGGAGGCUCACAGUGGCCUUGGAUGAGAUAUUGCAAAUUCUGGAGGCUUAUCUGUCAGGUGACAGGACUCAAAUGCUACCUCUGUGGGGCUGCUAUCAGCAGCCUCAGACACCAUCCCUUCUAAAACAUGGUUAAUACUCCCAUCUGUUAUGGGGAGCUUUUGUUGCAUGCAAAACCAGAAUUUAAAGUGGUGCAUGGCAUUUUGCCUCCACAGAACAUUGGCAGACAGCUUUCAGCUGGGCUUCUUGUUGGAAGGAAGUUGCUACUGAGUGUGCUCGUGCUGUGCCACGUAAAUAUUUCAGCGGCUCCUGCAAACAUAUUUUUGGUUAUGUUCUUCCAUCUGCCACAGAGAAGUUAAGGCUGCAAAAGGGUUGAUUUAACAAGAGUGGAAAGAGUCUGUCUUGGUUGCUUUUCUUCCAGUUUAAAUGGGUUUAAAAUGUAUGCAUGGAGUGAUAAAUUAUGUAAGCCCUGUAUUGCUGCUCCUGCCAGUCAUCUUUGCCUCACAGUGAACAGCAGUGAGACGUUCAGCCAGCCCCAAGUGGGCUGGAGCAACAAGAGCCUGCUGGUAUCCAGACCAGGAAAAUGGAAGUGACUGUGUGGGGUGUCCUGGGAUGUUUUCCACAACAGAGGACUUUAACACUGAUCAGAUGUAAUGACAGCCUUUCCUAGCUGGGCUAAAGCCUCCGGAGAGAGAAUUCUGCAUUGCUAAUGUUCACUGCUCUGUCAGAGGAUGAGGCUGGACAGACAACCUUGAUUAUCCAGCUAAGAAACACAAUCCUCCUUUUGGCUAGGGAUGGGAAGAAAACAUUCCUCAUUCCAGACACUUCCCCAAACUUUGUAUUUUGUUGGUGAAAUGGUGCCUGUGGCCAGUUUAAAUGUGAACAUACUCUUAUGACUAAAUGACAAAAAAUAAAUUCAAAUAGCUAUAUUGUCUAUGUUCAAAAGCUGGCUGGAUGGCAAAUAUUCUAAAGUAUUUUAUAGUUCAAGUGGUAUCAGAUUAAAGCCAAGCUGGCAGGUGAUGACAUACACUGGAGAGAUCAAAGGGUUCUGAACAAAAUCUCUGUACCCAGACACUGAUGUGCUGGAGACAUAAAUCAUAAUUUCUCCCUGCUUUCCAACCACCAUUCAUCCCAAAACCCUAGAGACUGCUGCAAGCUGGCCAGCUACUGAAUAAAUUCAAUUUUCACUGUGGUAAUCUGAAAAACCCCACCAGCAGCUCUACAAGGAAAUAUUUGAACCUCCAAGUGGUGGCAGUGACUCCAGCAAAGCACCAGAUAAUCCUGUAUAGGAGCAAACCAGCACAUGAACUCCAGUAAAACUGCAUCCUAACUAAAAACUGCUUCUCCUCUGUGCCACUCCUGCUAUCCAGUGAUGUACAGUGAUGGAAGCACAGGGUUCUCCAGGUUGCUGCACAAAUCUUGGGUCAUCUUCAAUUCCACCCUGCUCUGGACACAAAGACACCUCUUUGCUCAUCCCAUGGCUUCUCUUGACUUUGUGCAUUGGCAGGAUUGUUUUCAGCUCCAGAGUGGAAAAGCUGCUUCACAUGAAUUUGUCAGGAAGAACUGAAUUAUGUGCACAAUAACUGAAAUAAGCCAGGAAGAGAAUUUCUCCCUCCAUCACUCCCCCCACAUCCCUUCCAUAUGAACAAACAAGACCAGCUGAUUCUCCAGAAGGCACCGGAUAAUUAAUUUCAUUUCCCAGCUCUUGUUUUAUCAAAACAAAUAUAUUUAGCGGAGGCUGCCUGAACAAAGAAGUGACAGUGGGAAACUGCCCCUGUGGUCCUAAUGCAGAUGUGAAUCAGCAGAACAGCAAUCCUAGGAGAAGCCUUUUUCCUUUCCUGUUCUUUCACAUAUGGUUAGAUAACACACAAAAAGUGUCUUUCCAUUUAUACCUACUUAUCAUCAUAGAAAUAUUUUUGUUUACUCUAACACACACACAUAUUUCUAAGGUUGGAAAAGCAGCCAUGAAGCUAUUUAGAAAAAUUAUUAAACUCUCAGCCAUUAAAUGUUCAUUCCUCACUGGAAUUUCACUUGCCAGAACAAAUAAAUCUGUGAAAUAGG